AAAAAAAAAAAAAAAAGCAAUAGCAAUAAUAAUUUUUGUGUGGAAGUGAAGGACAAUCUACCCGAACCCGAUUGGGACUGGUUCUUUCAGUCGGAGAAAGUUUCAUCAUCGUCACCGAACGAAGCUGUAUUUCCAUCCCUAUAAGAAACGAACAAAAGCUAAAGAGAAUUCGAGAGAAUCCUAUAGAUUCUGCCCGACAAUUGCAAAAAUUUUCUUAAAAAAGGGGAAAAAUAUAUAUAUAUAUAUAUAUAUAUAUAUAGUAGGAAGUGGAAAAAAUAAUAUGCAACAGAGAUUGAAGUUUCAACAUCAACAGCAACAACAUCAAGCAGUGAUGCAGCAAGCCUUGCUUCAGCAACAGCAUAUGUAUCAUCCUGGUGUUCUCGCCGCUGCGAUGACUCAGAUGGAACCUAUACCAAGUGGAAAUUUGCCUCCUGGAUUUGAUCCAUCUACAUGCCGCAGUGUGUAUGUAGGAAAUAUACAUGUAAAUGUUACUGAGAAGCUUCUUGCUGAAGUCUUCCAAAGUGUUGGUUCUCUUGCUGGAUGCAAGCUUAUCAGAAAGGAUAAGUCAUCAUAUGGUUUUGUGGAUUAUCAUGAUCGAGCUGCUGCAUCACUUGCAAUAAUGACAUUGCAUGGACGUCAGCUGUAUGGCCAGGCACUUAAAGUGAAUUGGGCUUAUGCCAGUAACCAGAGAGAGGAUACUUCAGGACACUUCAAUAUUUUUGUUGGUGAUCUGAGUCCCGAGGUUACUGAUGCAACUUUAUAUGCAUGCUUCUCCGUCUACAAUAGUUGUUCUGAUGCAAGAGUCAUGUGGGACCACAAAACUGGCCGCUCAAAAGGAUAUGGAUUUGUUUCUUUCCGUAACCAGCAGGAUGCACAGAGUGCCAUUAAUGAUCUAACUGGCAAAUGGCUUGGAAAUAGGCAAAUCAGAUGCAACUGGGCAGCUAAAACUACUGGGUCCAAUGAAGAAAAACAGAUAAACGAAAAUCAAAAUGCAGUUGUACUUACUAGUGGAUCUACAGAUGGAGGUCAGGAGAAUUCCAAUGAAGAGGUCCCUGAAAAUAAUCCGGCAUACACUACUGUUUAUGUUGGCAAUCUGUCCCAUGAGGUAACUCAAGCUGAACUCCACUGUCAGUUUCAUGCUCUUGGGGCUGGGGUUAUUGAGGAAGUACGUGUCCAGAGGGAUAAAGGUUUUGGAUUUGUGAGAUACAAUACUCAUGAAGAAGCAGCAUUGGCUAUUCAAAUGGCUAAUGGGAGGAUUGUUCGUGGAAAGACUAUGAAGUGCUCUUGGGGUAGCAAACCAACGCCUCCCGGUACAAGUUCAAAUCCAUUACCUCCUCCUGCUCAUCCGUAUCAGAUCCUUCCAGCAGCCGGUUUGAACCAAGGCUAUUCUCCAGCUGAGUUGUUGGCUUAUCAGCGCCAACUUGCAUUAAGUCAGGCUGCUGCCACUUCGAUGGCCUUGAAUUCUGAUGGAUCCCAAUCUAUGUAUGAUGGAUAUUCUAACACUUCAGCAGUGUAUUACCGUUGAUGCUGGGGCCAGUGAGAGUUUUGCCAAAUUUCUAUUUUCUUUGAUAGCUUUGGUGCUAUGUAAUUUUUUCCUCUUGAUUUCUAAGUACGUGUUGUUUUCUUUUUUCGGUUGUCUAGAUGAGAUGUGGGUUGAUCUUCAAUUACAUGAAUCUUUUAUUUUUAUUUUUAUUUUAUUUUACUUUUAUCUCUUUGUUGUAAUAUAUAACAGAUCAUCAACAUAUUUAUGAUAUAUUAUUUUGUCUA
Messenger RNA from Ziziphus jujuba (common jujube), 1767 nucleotides. Its product is annotated as RNA-binding protein 208. Gene Ontology annotation, molecular function: mRNA binding. The transcript has 14 exons. The record is from RefSeq and is a predicted model, not a curated record. Bases 281 to 1525 code for a protein of 414 amino acids. Lineage: Eukaryota; Viridiplantae; Streptophyta; Magnoliopsida; Rosales; Rhamnaceae.